AUGCACAAAAAAGAUUGCUUAAUAAACUACUUGAAGAAAAAAAAAAUAGAACAGACUAAUAUCGAAAUUCCAGUUAUACAACUACCUAAAAGAAACAAAAACCAAUCAUCUAAGUUAAAAUUAUGGGAGCUUUGUUCUUGGUUGUCAAAAGAUUAUUUUACAAAAAUUAAAGCUGAUUUUACACCACAUCUUGAAGCAAAUCAAAUUACGGAGCUAACAACAUGGUCACAGUUAGGACAUUUAGCUAGAGAAAGUUGGAUUGUACAGGAAUGUUUAAAGCAAAAAUUAAAUGAUAGAGCUGAUAAUUUCAGAAAAAGAGCUAAAAAAAAAGGCCUCAACAUUACCAAACAGAAUAUACAAGUUGCAAAUAGUGAUAAUGAGCCAGAAGUAGUGCAACAAUUAAAUAGUAAUAAUGAGCCAGAAGUAGUUAACGAAUUCCAAGAAAUGGAUCAAAAAAUACAUUUAAGUAGUGAUAAUGAAGAUUCGGAAUUUUUUGGUAGCAAUUUUUAUGAAAAUUGUGACGGUUCUACCUCUGAUAGUUAUGCAACAUCCUCUUCUACUUCUGGCAGUUAUAUUGAUCCUACUUCAGAUAGUAAUAAUGAGAUAUGUGAAAACAUUUUACCACAAAAUCUUAAAGAGGAGACUCAAUUUCAAUUAUCACCAACUAGUAAAAAAAGGAUGGGAAAUUCAAAGGCUAAAUCGGUGGUAAACUAG
Messenger RNA from Racocetra persica, 714 nucleotides. NCBI's taxonomy places the organism in Eukaryota, Fungi, Glomeromycota, Glomeromycetes, Diversisporales, Gigasporaceae. The record is from the annotation of a GenBank genome assembly.